Molecule: messenger RNA, 2429 nt
Organism: Haliotis rufescens (red abalone)
Lineage: Eukaryota; Metazoa; Mollusca; Gastropoda; Lepetellida; Haliotidae
Product: brain tumor protein-like
Exons: 2
Coding region: 563-1747 (394 amino acids)
Biological process (GO): positive regulation of DNA-templated transcription
Cellular component (GO): nucleoplasm; chromatin
Molecular function (GO): ubiquitin-protein transferase activity; zinc ion binding
Source: RefSeq, a predicted model, not a curated record
GGGCCGACUCACACAGUGUCUCACGGUUAAACAUAGAGUUCUUGAAUAUCGUUUUAAAUGCGAUUAUAAAAAUAAUGUUGUUUAAACAUUUUAGGUGCUAAGGUUCUUUGAAUAUUAACCAUGGUUUAUAUUGGUUUGAGCAUUGGCACCCUUCUGUCUAAACGUUGAAAUGAUUAGUUAGAGUCCGAGGUGAUUAGGCACCAGGCAGACUCGGAAUUCCACGCUGGUGUCAGACGCCCAUUGCAACAUACAUAAAAGUACGAAAGCGCUGCUUAUGCUUUGGGAAAGCGAAACACUGAUUGCUUUACAGUAAGCGCUCAGUGAGUCAUUGCUUUUGCUGUGGAUUUUUCGUCCAUGUUCAAUCCCAGUCAGUUCAAACAGGUCAGGCGCGGAGCGUGAAUGUUGUGAAGGUACUCUAUUACUCCGGACACGCAAGAAACAGUGUUCCAGCUUUCAUUGUGAAAAGGAAUAUCCCAGUGCUAUUAUUGGCUGUGUUUCAAGUUCCCACGUUUAUAAAACAAGAUUGUUUCAAUCCACCUACUGAUCAUCUCUGUAUCUCGUGAUGGCUUCACCUACCCCCUCCGACUGUGGCACCUUCACCACCUCCAGCUCCUCCGACUACGAGAUGGACUCCGCCUACCACGGCACGCGCUGUGACCUCUGCAGCAACUCCAUCUUCUUACCCAGAAUGCUCAGCUGCCACCACACCCUGUGCCAGCCAUGCAUGGAGCGGGCACUGCACGAGACAGGCGCUGCCCACUGCCCACUCUGUCCACUGGACGUUUACAUCGGCGGCCAUGACGUCACGGGGCUCAAACAACCAACGAGAAGAGACGUCUUUGACGCCUGGUCUCGAGACGCCGACGUCGUUCAUUGCACCGGAUGUAAAAUCAAGGGGGCAGCCGCUUCUGCCAUUUGUUUUGACUGUGGGAACUUCUUGUGCGCAAACUGUAUAAUGGCGCAUCAGUUUAUGAACCGCUUUAAAGGACAUCGUGUUUUAAGCCUUGGAAAUCUACAAAAGAACACCGACGAGGGUUUCAUGGCAGAGAAGCCGGACAUAUGUCCAAGACACGCCAACAACGUGGCUGAUCAUUUCUGCACUUCCUGUGCAAAGCCUUUGUGCAGCGAGUGCAUAUUAGAACACAAUGAAGGUCACGUAUGUAAGCCACUCACUGAUGUAGCAGACGACCACGUGAACUCGUUGCGCCACCUAGUGGCAAAUGCAAGCAGCAAAAUUAAUCACUUGCGGGCCUUAGCCAAACGAGCUGCCUAUAUUUCAUCAACGUUGGCUCAACAGCACAGGAAUUCCAAAUCUGGCAUCAACGAUACCUUCGCCUUCUAUAGCUCCAUGUUAGAUAGACGCAGGACUGAAGCCAUGAUAGAACUUCAUCAGGCGUUCAACACGAAGCAGGUCGCCAUCAGUACCGUGGCCCAGCAGAUUCAGAGUAGCACCCAUACCCUGAACCAAGGCGUGCAGUUCAUUGACAGGGUGCUCUCUCACAGCUCCGUCACGGAAGCCCUGCUGAUGAAGAAAUGCAUAGAAGAACGUUUCCAGAACCUCUUCAACUUCCUACCAAGUCUUCAGAACAGUGGACACUCUGAGAUAAACUUCGUUUCUGAUUGCCAGACAAUCAAAACAGAAGUCCAGGCCAACUUUGGCUACGUUCGACAAGGCUGUGAGAUUCUGCAGCUGCCUUCACAGAAAACGCACUCUGCCGGACGUGUUACACCUAAUCAUAUAUACUAAUUGUUUUAAGUAAUUGUACACCUGUUUGACUGUAUAUAGUGUCAAGGCCUUGUUUUUUACACACGAGCACCAGUCACUUGCCUUGUUAUAAGUUGCAAAGGUUUUAAUUGCAGGUCAUUAAAUUAGUCCUCAGUAAUGACCUCUAUAUAGAUAAAUGUAGAUAUAUACGGAACAAAACAAGUUAAGUUUCAUGAAUAUUUUGUUGGAAUAUUUUUGUAGUGAAGACUUGGCAUAGAAUUUCAUACAAAUAUUCCCAAGAGUAUCACGACUCCUAACAUUUUUGUUCACUAUAUUAAUGUUCGUUACAAAUGGAUCAAUCCACAGGUCUUUACAACCUUUGUGAUGACAGUGGUUGUUUAAAAUGUCUCGCUGCAGUUAUUUCUUCAUUUGUUUAUUUCUGUUUAUUUUUUGUUGACAGUUGUGCUAUUUAUGCAUUGCCUUGUUUGUAUGAUCACAUGGAUUAUGUUUGACUUUUUAUCCAAAUGUCAUGGAGCUAUUGUAUUUUAAUAUGACCAGUAUUGUACCUUCUUGUUUAAACCAGCAAUAACAUUUUCUUGACGUGGGCGUGCUGUUUAUAACGACUUUCCUACACAUUUGAAUUUUAUUGUUUUUAUCUUGAAAAUAUUUGUUUUAGAAAUGGCUUAGACUUGAUCUUGAAUGUGAAUAAAUAUCUCAAUGUACA